CUCCACUCCGCUGUGUUGUAAGAGGGCCAGGCCUUACCCAGAACAGGGAGGUUCCCAGAAGCUCUGUGCUCCUCUCUAGUCCACCAUUGUGGCUGGAGGGCAGUCCAGAGCCUGGAAUGGGAGCCCUGUCUGGCUCUCGCUCGCCGGCUGAUGCUAUGACCUCUUUGCCAGCAGAGACCUUGGCUGCAGACCCAACCGUGAGGAGGAGGAUCAAAUCAUGGGAAUUCACAUCCUUCUUUGACCCCAGCCAGCUGCGCAAGGAGACCAGCUUGCUCUCAGAGGUGUGGUGGGGCUCCAGCAGCCGCCUGUGGCGGAGCUGCAGCCAAAACAGCACGCAUCAUGUGGAGCAGAGCUUUUUAGACCACUUCCAGGCCCAGCGGCACCUGGGCCCAUCCACUACCUGCACCAUCACCUGGUUCCUGUCCUGGAGCCCCUGUUGGGAGUGUGCCAGAGCCAUACGAACCUUCCUGGACAAGUACCCCACAGUGAAGCUGACCAUCUAUGUGGCCCGCCUGUACUGGCACAUGGACCCCCAGAACCGCCAGGGGCUCCGGAACUUGGUGAAGGGCGGUGUGGAUGUCCGGAUCAUGGGUCCAUCAGAACACUAUUACUGUUGGAGGAACUUUGUGGAUUACAGCAGAGGAGAGGAGGAGGAAUGGCCCCGAUACCACCGUGUGCCCAUACACCUGUUCGACCUGGAACUGCACUGCAUUUGUCUCGACCUCCCCGCAUGUUUGACCAUCUCUCCAGUGAAGCACCAGCAGCUUCUAUCUUUCAGCCUGACUUUGCACACCUGCCACUACCAGAAGCUCCCUCCUGCUCUCCUUCUGCUCCUGGGCUUGGUCAGACCACCACCCCCCCAGACAUCACUUUCUGUUGCCCACAGAGGGAGGGGCCCAGGCACUGUGAAUGGAGGGGAGUGGGACCCGAACAACUGGGGUUGGUUCUGGGUGCUCAGGUGAGGAGGCAGACUUGCUUAAUGGAUGGGGCUCAGACCUGGCAAUCAAUCAAUGGUAUUUAUGGAGUGAUUCAUUCAAUUGCACUUAUUGAUUGUUGAGUACAGUGCUCAGCAAACAGUGAUUGAUUGGUAGUGUCUGAUUGGCAGGCGGUAGAUCCAGCUUCCUGUCCUAGCUCUGCCCCGACCUCCUGUGUAACUUCAGACAAGUUGCUUUUCCAAUCUGGGCCUCAGUUUCCUCUUCUGUAAAUGCGCUAAGAUCCCCACUAUUCCUCCCUCUGAGACUGAGCCUUGUGUUCAGAAGGGACCUUAUCUGACCUGAUUAUCCUCUAUCUACCUCAGUGAUCUUCACUGCACUUGGCGCGCACUCAGCACUUAAUAAAUACUGUCAUCAGUGAC
Messenger RNA from Ornithorhynchus anatinus (platypus), 1354 nucleotides. It is a transcript of the gene APOBEC1, whose product is annotated as apolipoprotein B mRNA editing enzyme catalytic subunit 1. Gene Ontology annotation, biological process: cytidine to uridine editing. Gene Ontology annotation, molecular function: zinc ion binding; RNA binding; cytidine deaminase activity. The coding region runs from base 117 to 962 and encodes 281 amino acids. The record is from RefSeq and is a predicted model, not a curated record. Lineage: Eukaryota; Metazoa; Chordata; Mammalia; Monotremata; Ornithorhynchidae. Gene Ontology annotation, cellular component: cytoplasm; nucleus. The transcript is spliced from 4 exons.